AUGGUUUCAAUUUCUGACCUCCGCUACGCAGACCUUCAAGCCUGUUGUGUUUGCAUAGGCUUUAAGGACGAGGAUGAGUACAAAGUUGAUGCCGACGCAGAGGCCUCCCUUCGAUCUAUUUUGCGCUAUUUGAGGGCUGAAAGCAGUAGUUGUGACAUUCGCCGGGAACUAGGCCGUUUGGAGAUCAUUACCAGUGACCUCUUGCCGCUUCUAAAAACACCAAACAUCACAAAUUCCCUGUUUGAUUUGACGAUUCGGUUGCUGGUCAACCUCACCCAGCCUGCCAUUGUGUGCUUUAGACAUGAGCUUCCCAAAGAUCGGGAUCUAUACACCUCCUACCUGCAGGUGGAUAGCCUGCUUAAGGAUUGCAAAAAGGCAUUUGCUGAUGAACAGGCCUUCCGUGUCCUGGCCUCACGAGUGGAGAAUUUGUUUAACAGGACCUGGGUGGAGCGAAGUAAUGAUGAUAGGCUCCUCAUCGAGCGGAUCCUGAUCCUUAUACGUAACGUGCUGCACAUCACGCCUGAUACGUCAUCCGAGUACCGCACUGACGAGGAUGUCUCUGUUCACGACCAACUGCUCUGGGCUAUGCACCUCUCCGGAUGGGAUGAACUCCUCCUGUUUAUGGCCAAUGCGGAGGAUGAGCGGGAGAAUUUCGCCUUUCACACACUUGAAAUUAUUUCCCUAAUGCUGCGAGAACAGACCCCAGAAAUACUGGCCAGUGCCGGCAAGUCGGCAGAUGUCGCUGCUGCGAUGGAUCCAGAGUCCAAAGUCUUUGAACGUCUUCGCUUGCGGGAGAAAGAGUGCAAAAGGGCGGCCCUGAUUGAAUUGAACAUGAGACACAAUCGAUUUGGUGGCACCUUUGAGCUCUUGAACACUAAAUCCCUGUCUGAUCGCCCGCUCAUUUAUCAUCACGACGUGACGGCACCACUGAUGUGUGCAAGAAAAACUUUCGAUCCCACCGAUGGGACUGAACCCUCUGGAGACGUAAGCUCUCUUACCACGGAUGUCGGUCUCGUGGAUCUGAAUCUGGGGAAAAGUGUCCGACGAAAAGCCAGGAAUAGGAAACCCCUCAUCGAACGGGAGCUCCACAGACGCUCCAUUUUCGCCGUACAGCUCUAUCUUCAGAAUUUCUGCUGGCAAUUCCUCUGUAAUUGCUACAACCCGCUAAUGAAUGCAGCCCGCAGCGCUAUUCUCCGCCAGACUACUCAGGCCAAUGAUGAAACCUACUACCUCUGGGCCAUGCGAUUUUUUAUGGCCUUCUGUCGUCUCUACAACUUUCGUGCAGAGUUGGUCAGGUAA
Dibothriocephalus latus is the source of this 1299-nucleotide messenger RNA. The record is from the annotation of a GenBank genome assembly. Lineage: Eukaryota; Metazoa; Platyhelminthes; Cestoda; Diphyllobothriidea; Diphyllobothriidae.